UGAGUGCAUGACGUGUCAUGGCACCUUUCGAGAUUUGAUGUUCGUUGCGAUAUAAUGUUCCAUGCGAUUGACAAACGUGUGUAACGGAGUUACGGGACGGGAAUUAUUAUGAAGUGAUGCGACUAAUCAUUUAAUGUAGUAUCCAAAAUACGAUUUUAGUAGACAAUAGAUACUUUACAUUAAAAGUGAAUGAUAAUGGCGAGAAUAUUAUCGAUAUGGCUGUUGUGUACGCUCUACGUAGUUAAUGAAAUAUCAGCAUUUUACUUGCCCGGUUUAGCACCAGUAAAUUUUUGUAAAACUGACGACGAUUCUUCGAAAAACUGUAAGUCUGAAAUCAAAUUAUAUGUUAAUCGUCUCAAUACCGAGAAAUAUGUUAUACCUUACGAAUAUGAUCGAUUUGACUUUUGUACUGCGGAAAAAGAAGAAUCUCCAGUUGAAAAUUUAGGGCAAGUAGUCUUUGGAGAGCGAAUUCGUCCUUCUCCAUACAAGUUGAAAUUCUUGGAACCAAUUUCAUGUCAAAAAGCAUGCAAAAAAGUUUACACAGGAGGAGAAGAAGCUUCAGAAAAGAAGUUGCAAUUCCUUAAAAAGGGUAUAGCACUUAAUUAUCAACAUCAUUGGAUCAUUGAUAAUAUGCCAGUCACAUGGUGUUAUCAAAUACAAGAUGAAAGACAAUAUUGCAGUACUGGUUUUCCAAUGGGCUGUUUUACGAAGGAACCACGUUCGCAACAGGAUACCUGUAGCAUUAAUGGUCCAUAUCACAACCCAAAAACAUAUUAUUUAUUCAACCACGUAGAUCUUAACAUAACAUAUCACAGUGGAGUCAAAGAAGAAUGGGGAGCGAGUUUCAAAGCAAAUGGUGGUCGUAUUAUUUCUGUAAAAGUUAUUCCUCGUAGUAUCAAACACGAAAAUGGCCUAAAUUGUGAUAGUAAAAAAGCCAUGGAUUUACCAUAUGGUGAUCUUCCUGUUGGUCAAAAAUUGGAAAUAACAUAUUCGUAUUCUGUAACAUUUUCCCAAGACAAUACAAUCAAAUGGUCAUCCAGGUGGGAUUAUAUAUUAGAAUCAAUGCCACAUACAAAUAUACAAUGGUUUAGUAUCCUGAAUUCAUUAAUUAUUGUCUUAUUUUUAUCUGGAAUGGUGGCAAUAAUAAUGCUUCGUACAUUGCACAAGGAUAUCGUGAGAUAUAAUCAGGCCUACUUCCAGAUAGAGUCAGGAGAGGAUGCACAGGAAGAAUUUGGAUGGAAACUAGUACAUGGUGAUGUCUUCCGACCACCACGUAAAGGAAUGUUACUAUCAGUUUUACUUGGAUCGGGUAUACAAGUCUUUUUCAUGACUCUUGUUACACUAGCAUUUGCUUGUUUGGGUUUUCUGUCUCCUGCUAAUAGAGGAGCAUUAAUGACAUGUGCAAUGGUAUUGUAUGUAUGUCUUGGUACCACAGCUGGUUAUACAGCUGCUCGAAUUUAUAAAAGUUUUGGUGGAGAAAAAUGGAAAUCUAAUGUAUUGCUUACAUCAAUGCUAAGUCCUGGGAUUGUUUUCGGUUUAUUUUUUAUAAUGAACUUAAUUUUUUGGGUAAAAGGAAGUUCAGCUGCAGUACCAUUCAGUACUCUCAUUGCCCUUUUAGCAUUAUGGUUUGGUGUUUCCGUUCCACUAACAUUUAUUGGAGCUUAUUUCGGAUUUAAGAAAAGGUCACUGGAGCAUCCAGUAAGAACUAAUCAAAUACCAAGACAAAUACCAGAACAAAGUUUUUAUACGCAACCAAUACCUGGCGUAAUAAUGGGCGGUGUUUUACCUUUUGGCUGUAUAUUUAUUCAAUUAUUCUUUAUUCUUAACUCACUUUGGUCUAGCCAAGUGUAUUACAUGUUUGGAUUCCUUUUCCUAGUAUUUCUAAUACUUGUGAUUACAUGUUCUGAAACUACUAUCUUACUAUGUUAUUUUCACCUUUGUGCAGAGGAUUACCAUUGGUGGUGGCGCAGCUUUUUAACAUCAGGAUUUACAGCUUUUUAUUUGUUGAUUUACUGCAUACAUUUCUUCAUGACAAAAUUAGAUAUUGAAGAUGCCACAUCCACGUUCCUUUAUUUUGGAUAUACUCUGAUUAUGGUCUAUCUGUUCUUUUUACUGACAGGUUCAAUUGGUUUCUUUGCUUGCUUCUGGUUUGUGCGUAAGAUCUACAGUGUUGUAAAAGUUGACUAAUUGGACAGUUAGUAACCAAAAGUAUAAAUAUAAAAUGAUUGUGGUACAACAAGAUGAAAUGAAUGAUAACAAGAAUGUCCGAUAGUACAAUGAUCAUUUGUUAUUCAUAUAUAACUUAUGUUCGAGUUAUUCAAAUCCUCUUAUUUCAAAUAUUAUUGUGUAAAAAAAUAACAUUUAUUUUACAAUAAUAUUUGAUUAAGGUUUCAUUCACAAUUUCAUAAGAUAAUUUAGGUAUGAAAAUAUUCAAGAAUAAAAAUCGACUAUCGACCAUUCUUAAUAAAUUUUAUACAACAAAUAAUGAGAUGCGAGCAAGCUUGCACGCACAUCGCACUCCGUAUGAGUGUAAUCUAAUAUUAUGAUAUUGUUUCCAAAAUGUUUUAGUGAUGUACCAAUUAAUUUAUCAAAACAUGUCUGUGAAGAGAACAUUACCUAUGGUAUUUGGCCUACGCAAAACUAAGAAACAAAAUAAAAUACAGGUACCACUGUUAUGUUUCAAAUACAUUGUACUUUUUCAAUUUA
Molecule: messenger RNA, 2706 nt
Organism: Vespula pensylvanica (western yellowjacket)
Lineage: Eukaryota; Metazoa; Arthropoda; Insecta; Hymenoptera; Vespidae
Gene: TM9SF2
Product: transmembrane 9 superfamily member 2
Exons: 15
Coding region: 190-2187 (665 amino acids)
Biological process (GO): protein localization to membrane
Cellular component (GO): membrane
Source: RefSeq, a predicted model, not a curated record